Molecule: messenger RNA, 3284 nt
Organism: Harpia harpyja (harpy eagle)
Lineage: Eukaryota; Metazoa; Chordata; Aves; Accipitriformes; Accipitridae
Gene: XYLT1
Product: xylosyltransferase 1
Exons: 12
Coding region: 149-2911 (920 amino acids)
Biological process (GO): chondroitin sulfate proteoglycan biosynthetic process; heparan sulfate proteoglycan biosynthetic process
Cellular component (GO): membrane
Molecular function (GO): protein xylosyltransferase activity
Source: RefSeq, a predicted model, not a curated record
CCGCGCACACCUCCUCCGUCCGCCCUCCUCUCCCUCCCUCCCUCCUUCCCCACCUCCGCCCUCCUCCUGCUGACGUCUGGCUCUGCCCGGCUGAAAACUCCGUGCCGCGGCGGAUGCGGCGGCUCUCGGGAGCGCGGCAGCAGCGAAGAUGGUGGCCGCUCCGUGCGCCCGGCGGCUGGCGCGGCGCUCCCGCUCGGCGCUGGUGGCGGCGCUCACCGUGCUGCUCCUGCAGACCCUCCUCGUCUGGAAUUUCACCUCCCUCGACGCCGGCGAGGAGCAGCGCGGCGGCGCCGCCGGCCGCGAGAAGCGAGACCGCGGCGGAGAGCAGCGGGCGCACCCGCAGCGCCGCGGACCCGCCGCCCCGCACGGCAAGGCGAUGAUUGAACCUCCUAGUCCCUACACCAGCUUGGAGACUCAGGAUGGCUAUUUUUCCCACCGACCGAAAGAGAAAAUGCGAACAGACAGCAAUAAUGAAAAUUCAGUCCCCAAGGACUUUGAAAAUAUUGAUAACAGUAACUUUGCUCCCAGAACUCAAAGGCAAAAACACCAGUCUGAGCUGGUGAAAAAAACCCUUAGCAAGCAAAAGGAGCACUUGAGAAAGAAGCUGGAAGAGGAGAAGAUGAAGGAGAACUUGCUGCUGGGGAAGAACUCCAAUGAGGUGGUGCAAUUCAGUGAUCACCCCGGAAAAAACAGCAGCAGCAACAACAAUUUAAAGGAGAUUCACAGGUCUCCCAGACAGCAUAAUUUAAAAAAAAGUGGAAACAGCUCCCCUGAACUGAGAUACGACCAACCACCAAAGUGUGAGGUAACAGGCAAAGAGGCAAUCUCAGCCAUGUCCCGGUCUAAAUCUAAGCAGUGUCGGCAGGAGAUCGCAGAGGUGUAUUGUCAGCACAAGCAUGGAAAGCUGAUGCCAGAGAAGGUGACACGCUUCUGUACGCUGGAGGGAAAAGCCAACAACAAUGUACAGUGGGAUGAGGACUCCAUAGAAUACAUGCCAGCCAACCCAGUCAGGAUCGCAUUUGUCUUGGUUGUUCAUGGCAGAGCUUCUCGGCAGCUCCAACGCAUGUUUAAGGCUAUUUACCAUAAAGACCAUUUUUAUUACAUUCAUGUUGACAAGAGAUCCAAUUACUUGCACCGGCAAGUGCUCCAGUUUGCCAACCAGUACCCAAAUGUGAGAGUCACUUCUUGGAGAAUGGCAACUAUCUGGGGAGGAGCAAGUCUUCUGUCCACCUACCUGCAGACCAUGAGGGACUUAAUGGAGAUGAAUGACUGGCCAUGGGAUUUCUUCAUUAACCUCAGUGCUGCCGACUACCCGAUCAGGACAAAUGACCAGCUAGUAGCAUUCCUGUCCAGGUAUCGUGAUAUGAACUUCUUGAAAUCACACGGGAGGGACAACGCAAGAUUUAUCAGAAAACAAGGACUGGAUCGGCUUUUCCUAGAAUGUGAUACCCACAUGUGGCGCCUGGGGGACCGGAGGAUCCCAGAAGGAAUCGCAGUCGAUGGAGGGUCGGACUGGUUUCUUCUGAACAGGAAGUUUGUGGAGUAUGUCACUUUUUCUAAUGAUGAUCUGGUAACAAAGAUGAAGAGAUUUUACUCUUACACGUUACUUCCUGCUGAGUCCUUCUUUCACACUGUUCUAGAAAAUAGCCCGUACUGUGACUCCAUGGUGGACAACAACUUGCGCAUCACAAACUGGAACCGUAAACUCGGUUGCAAGUGUCAGUACAAGCACAUUGUUGACUGGUGUGGCUGUUCACCUAAUGACUUCAAACCAGCAGACUUCCACCGAUUCCAGCAGACUGCCAGGCCAACUUUCUUUGCCCGCAAAUUUGAAGCUGUAGUGAAUCAAGAGAUAAUUGGCCAGUUGGACUACUACUUGUACGGCAACUACCCGUCAGGCACACCCGGCCUCCGGUCGUACUGGGAGAAUGUGUACGAUGAGCCUGACAGCGUGCACACCCUCAGCGACGUCGCCCUCACCAUGUACCACGCGUUCUCCCGCUUGGGCCUGCGGAGAGCUGAGACUUCUUUCCAUGCUGCUGGAGACAACAGCUGCCGAUACUACCCCAUGGGCCAUCCAGUUUCCGUCCACCUUUACUUCCUUGCUGACCGUUUCCAAGGCUUCCUAAUCAGACACCACGCAACCAAUCUGGCUGUCAGUAAACUGGAAACUCUGGAAACGUGGGUGAUGCCCAAGAAAGUCUUUAAGAUCGCAAGUCCACCAAGUGAUUUUGGAAGGUUGCAGUUCUCAGAGAUUGGCACCGAAUGGGACGCCAAGGAAAGGCUUUUCCGGAAUUUCGGAGGACUCCUCGGGCCGACAGAUGAGCCAGUUGGCAUGCAGAAAUGGGGAAAAGGCCCCAACGUCACUGUUACUGUCAUUUGGGUGGAUCCUGUUAAUGUAAUUGCAGCAACAUAUGACAUUCUUAUUGAAUCCAGUGCCGAAUUUACUCACUACAAACCACCUUUGAAUUUGCCCCUGCGACCUGGUGUCUGGACAAUAAAAAUUCUGCACCACUGGGUACAAGUAGCUGAAACCAAAUUCCUUGUUACUCCUCUCACCUUCUCUAAUCGGCAGCCUAUCAAACAAGAGGAAGCCAUGAAGUAUCACAGCGGGCCUCCAAAGAACGCAUACAUGGAGCAGAGCUUCCAGGGCUUGAACCCCGUCCUGAAUAUCCCCAUCAGUGCUGCCCGUGUGGACCAGGCCAAGAGGAAUGCGGGGCUCGUGGGCGCCCGGCUGGAAGCCUGGGUGGACUCUCUGGUUGGCAGCGUCUGGUCGGCCAUGGACAUCUGCAGUGCCGGCCCCACCGCCUGCCCAGUCAUGCAGGGCUGCGCUCAGACAGCCUGGAGCUCCCUGAGCCCGGACCCCAAAUCUGAGCUGGGCCCCGUCAAACCUGAUGGUCGCUUGAGGUAGCAUCUGGUAUGCUCUCCUCCGGCAUAGGUUUUUAAAAGGGAAUUUAACCUUGCUCAUAUAUGAACUUCGCACCAGAGUUCAGAAACCUAAGGGAACAUUAUAGUUUUUUGUUACUUAUUGCAAUAUAAUUCAUUUAAAAAAAAAAAAAAAAAGUUCUGACAAGGCCUUUGGCACUGCCCUCUCCAUCAGCUCUGUCAGGAGCAGCUUUGGUCAUCCCGCAGCCUCUGCUGUCCCGUGCGUCCCCAGCUGUACCGCAUGUACUGCACAAGCUGCCUCUGCGGGUUUUGAAACAGUAGCAGCAAGCCCUGGAGAGGGCAGUGAAGGAGCAGCUGCUAAAAGUGUUUUUUAAAAAUAAAUUUGUCUGUACCUCUGC